AUGGAGAUGAAUAUAAUUUCGUUUAUCGAGGCUAAGGAUCUAUUUGCUAUAAUAAUAUCUAUCACUGCUCUGAUAUCCAUCUUGCAAAUUAGCGUUAAUGCUGAAUUUAAUGUCAUAAAUUAUGGAGCUUCUGGGAAUGGGAUCAGUACUGACGACUCCUUGAAAGAAAGGGAUUUGUCAACAUGGCUACGCUUUAAGGACAUAGCUUGGCUAACAGUAAGUGGAUCUGGGCUCAUGGAUGGACGUGGUAAAGGCUGGUGGGAUGCCUCCUGCCGAUACCGCCAUGGAAAGGGAUGUUUCAUUCUUAUGCCCACUGCUGUAAGAUUCGAAGGAUGUGAACAUUUGCUUGUGGACCACAUCAACAUUGUAAACAGUCCACAAAUUCAUAUCACUCUCCUGGGAAGCCGAAAUGCAGAGUUGAGAUUCUUAGACAUACAGUCUCCUGAAAGCAGCCCUAACACCGACGGAAUUCACAUUUCAUCCUCUAACGAUGUUACGAUCCACGACUCAAUUAUUGGUUCUGGUGAUGAUUGCAUCUCCAUUGGAGAUUACACUUCCAACAUUACUAUUCUUGAUGUUUCUUGUGGCCCUGGUCAUGGUAUUAGCAUUGGGAGUUUUGGUGGGGGUGGAAAUGAGGUGGAGGUGGAGGGCAUAUUUGUAAGUCGCGCUAACUUCAGUGGUACAACCAAUGGAGCUCGGAUCAAAACAUGGCAGGGGGCUAGAGGUAAUGUCAGAGACGUCCAUUUCUCUGAUUUAAUCUUCACAGCAGUGGAAAAUCCAAUUAUCAUCGAUGAGCACUAUGGUGAUCCGCAAGAAAAAAAUCAAACCGGGGUGCACAUAAGCGAUGUGAGCUAUUCUAGGGCACAAGGCACGGCGAAGACAGCAGUGGCUAUCAACUUCAAUUGUAGCAGUAGCGUUGCUUGCACCAACAUCACGUUAGACAAUAUUCAGUUGAAAUCAUCUAUUCGAGGACAACAACUCUCUUCUUUCUGUAUCAAUGCUCAUGGUAUCACUAAAGGGAUUGUCGAUGCUGCUAGGGAUGUUGUGAAGGAGCUUAUGGUGGUUGGUGAGGGAUAUGGGUGGCAAAAAUCCAAUGAGGUAGGUAAGGAUAUGGUUACGGUUCUUGGUUAUGUUUUGGGUUUUGGUGGAAAUGAAGAUGAGUUCAUUUUUGCUCUUAAAUGA
Molecule: messenger RNA, 1182 nt
Organism: Populus trichocarpa (black cottonwood)
Lineage: Eukaryota; Viridiplantae; Streptophyta; Magnoliopsida; Malpighiales; Salicaceae
Product: polygalacturonase
Exons: 9
Coding region: 1-1182 (393 amino acids)
Biological process (GO): carbohydrate metabolic process
Molecular function (GO): polygalacturonase activity
Source: RefSeq, a predicted model, not a curated record